AUGACGGGCUAUCACAUUGGUGGUAUCGCUCUUUCGCUUGCAUUUCUUGCGCUGAAAAGCACUUCUGGCUUAUGCGCUCUUAUUUUCACUGAAUGCGGCCUCGAUUACGAACAAAUCCAACGAAAUCCAAGGAUAACGUGGAUGAUUUUUUUUUACACUGCUUGGUCACCAGAUUGCAGACAUGUUGCGCCUGUUUUUGCGGAACUCAGCGAUAGUGGGGAAGCGAAUCGAUUCCGCAUCAAUAUUUGUCCCGGAAGCAAGCAGCUGCCAACAGUUCGUUCAUUUCUAAGCGGUUCAUUUUAA
This is a messenger RNA of Gongylonema pulchrum, 303 nucleotides long. The record is from the annotation of a GenBank genome assembly. NCBI's taxonomy places the organism in Eukaryota, Metazoa, Nematoda, Chromadorea, Rhabditida, Gongylonematidae.